Diaporthe citri is the source of this 279-nucleotide messenger RNA. RefSeq lists its product as uncharacterized. The transcript has 2 exons. Bases 1 to 279 code for a protein of 92 amino acids. The record is from RefSeq and is a predicted model, not a curated record. NCBI's taxonomy places the organism in Eukaryota, Fungi, Ascomycota, Sordariomycetes, Diaporthales, Diaporthaceae.
AUGGCUGGCUGGCUCAAAGAGGAAGGGUUCGAGAGCGUCCAAGAGGUACCCAUCCACGUUCCCAUGGGGCCCAGCAGCAAGGACGCCGAGUGGGGCGAUCGCAGCGCGCAGGUCUUGGUGGCUGCAGCCACGGGUAUAGCUGGCGCAUACAAGAUGAUGAAUGUUGAUGUUGCCGACUCGGUCUUAGACAAGCUCCCGGAGCGAGCAACAGACGAGUUCACAAAAGAGGGCGGCACCUACCGCAUCAACAUUGCAAUCGGCCGUAAGCCGCCUGCUUAA